AUGCGGUCCCUAGAACCAGGUUAGGACUCUCAAAGGCUCUGAUUCUUCGGAAAAAGACAACAUAUCAAGAACGUGUCGAUGAUGAGACCUCCAAAAAACGAACUCUGCGAGGAACUCCCGACGGCGCAAUCAAUCGCCGAAGAGGACCAACCACGGCGCCGAUACCUCCGGCGACACAGCGGCACUUAGCACACACACAUCCGAGAACCCUGCCGAUAAUUUAUCGGCUGCCGCUCGAACAGAACAGAAAAGAGUGA
Molecule: messenger RNA, 257 nt
Organism: Caenorhabditis auriculariae
Lineage: Eukaryota; Metazoa; Nematoda; Chromadorea; Rhabditida; Rhabditidae
Source: the annotation of a GenBank genome assembly